AUGACUGUUGUGUUAAAUUUAGACGUUAAUACAAAUGAAAAAAUUUCUAAAGAAUCUUUAGAAGAUAAAUAUGCCGACCCUGAAGGUUUUGUUGAUGAGGAACCAGCAAUUCGUGCUAAGGAGGAAUUAAUGGACAAAAUGCCUAGAAAAAAUAAAUAUGAAGAACGAUGUGUUGUUGUUUUUGGUAUUCCUGUUAUUGGUAAAGAAAGAGUUCAAAAAUUAUCAAAUGUUUUGAAAAAAAUUAUUGGUUCAACAAGUGAUGAAUUUGAAGAAACUAUUCCACUUUCACCUGAAGGUGGUACUAAAGGGCUUUUAUUUAUUGAGUAUCCCAAUAAAGAUAUUGCUUUAAAAGGUGCUGAUCUUCUUAAUGGAUAUGUAUUGGAUAAAAAUCACACUUUUAAAGCUAUGACUAUUACUAGUGUUAAAAAUAUUCAAAAACCAGAUCCAAAUUGGAAAAAACCAGAGGUUCGUGAAUAUGUUGACGCAGGAAAUGUAUAUUCUCAUUUAACUCAUAAAAAAUGCCUUGAUCAAUUUGGUGUUCAAUAUUGUUCUAAUAGAGAAAAAGAACCUAUACAUUUAGGUGUAUAUUGGUUUCAACGAGAACAAGAACCUGUUCUUGCUGAUAAUGAAGCUAAUCGUGCCAAUUGGUCAGAGUUACCAUUUCGUUGGUCACCUAAGGGUACUUAUAUUACAACUCUUCACAGUUUAGGAGUUCAAAUUUGGGGUGGUCCAACAUUUAAUAGAAUUCAACGUUUUAGUCAUCCACAACCAAUUUUUGUUGAUUUUUCACCACAAGAAAAAUUUAUCGUUGUCUUUUCAAAUCCAUUUUCAUCAUCUCAAGGAAGUAAAAGUACUACAGUAUGUUGUACUAUUUUCAAUAUUAUGUCAGGUGAUGUUGUUAAACAAUUUACUGCAUUACAAUUAGGAUUAACAAAAGAGGAUUCCAAACCAAUAUGGCCAAUUUUUAAAUGGUCUUGUGAUGACAAAUAUUGUGGAUAUGUAAAAAGAAAAAGUGAUUCUGCUAUUAUUUUUAAUUGUGACGAUUUUUCAACUUCCGACACUCUUCCUUUAAGUAAUGUUUCGAAAAUUGAAUGGUCUCCAAAUAAUAGUAGAAUUGCAUAUUACUGUCAAGAAAAUAUAAAAACAUCUGCUCCUGCCGAAAUAGGAAUUAUGUCAUAUCCUGGAAAAGAAAAAAUUCGUGCUGCUCGUGUUUUUAAUUGUUCUAAAGCUGAACUUUUUUGGCAUACUAGUGGUCGCUUUUUUGCAGUUGUUUCUGAAAGAUAUGGUAAAAGAACUAUUAAAGAUAAUGAAGUUAAGUAUUUUAAUAUAAUAACACAUGUUGAUAUUUUUGAUUGUCAAGUGAAAGAUAUACCACUUCUUAAUCUUACUAUUGAUGAUCAGUUUAAAUCUUUUGCCUGGGAUCCAUCGUCAGAAAAAUUUGCCAUACUUUGUGGUACUUCAAUUAAAACAACGUCAUUUAUUUAUAACGUCGAAAAAACAAAACAUGUUCCAACAUUACUUUUGAAACUAGAUGAACCAUCUAUUCAUAGUACUUUAAAAUUCUCACCGUUUGGUAGUUGGUUAGUAAUUGCUGGUUGUAAAAAUAUUGGAGGUGGAUCUCUUGUCUUUGUUGAUUGUUCUACAAAUGAACCAACAAAAAUGAAAACAACUGAUCACUCUGAUAUGACUAGUUGUAAAUGGGAUCCAACCGGAAGAUAUUUUGUUUCAAUAUGCUCAAAACCAAGAGCAGACAAUGGAUAUGUUAUUUACAAUUUCCAAGGAAAAAUUUUAUAUAAAGCUCAAUAUGAUGUGUUGGUAAGAUUUGACUGGAGACCAAGAUUAAAACUUGAAGGACAUGAAAAUAGAGUAGCUGAAGUUAAGAAGAACUUUAAAAAGUUUACUUCACAAUUUGAAGAAGAGGAUCGUAUUGAAAAAGAUGCUGUUUAUAGAGAUAUUGUUGUUAAACGUAGAGAAAUCUUUGAAGAUUUCAAGAAAAUACGUGAACUUUAUCUUAAACAAUAUGCUUUAGAAGCACCAAUUAGAAAGGAAUUACGUAACGGAAUAGAUACUGACAAAAUAUUUGAAAAUUGUGAAUAUGUUAAUCAAGAAGUAACAGUUGUUGUAAGAUCUAGUGAAACCACUGAAACUUCUAACUAA
Messenger RNA from Strongyloides ratti, 2157 nucleotides. Its product is annotated as Eukaryotic translation initiation factor 3 subunit B. The record is from RefSeq and is a predicted model, not a curated record. Bases 1 to 2157 code for a protein of 718 amino acids. Gene Ontology annotation, molecular function: translation initiation factor activity; translation initiation factor binding; RNA binding. Gene Ontology annotation, biological process: translational initiation. Gene Ontology annotation, cellular component: eukaryotic translation initiation factor 3 complex. NCBI's taxonomy places the organism in Eukaryota, Metazoa, Nematoda, Chromadorea, Rhabditida, Strongyloididae. The transcript is spliced from 2 exons.